Messenger RNA from Gekko japonicus, 593 nucleotides. RefSeq names its product mitochondrial ribosomal protein L57 (gene MRPL57). Gene Ontology annotation, cellular component: mitochondrial ribosome. Gene Ontology annotation, molecular function: structural constituent of ribosome. The coding region runs from base 71 to 385 and encodes 104 amino acids. The record is from RefSeq and is a predicted model, not a curated record. Gene Ontology annotation, biological process: mitochondrial translation. NCBI's taxonomy places the organism in Eukaryota, Metazoa, Chordata, Lepidosauria, Squamata, Gekkonidae. The transcript has 2 exons.
UGUCGGGCGGCGCCAUCUUGAAUCCUCCAGGGCUGCUGCUGGGGAGGCGGCGGGCCGUUUGGUAUUCGGAAUGUUUCUCACUGUGGCGCUGCUUCGAAACAGAAUUCCUGGGAGACAAUGGAUUGGCAAACACAGACGGCCAAGGUUUGUUUCUUUGGGAAUGAAGCUCAGGAUGAUUAAAAGGUUGGAAAUUGAAGCUGAAAAUGAAUAUUGGCUGAGCCGGCCAUACAUGACUCGAGAGCAGGAGUAUCGCCAUAAUGAAGAGCGUUGGCAGGAAAUCCGAGAAGCAAGGAGAGCGGCAUUAACAUCUAAUUUCCCUGAGCAUAAGUAUGCCACAGAACACCUCAACCAUCUUAAUGUGACCAAGAAAUGGGAAAGCUCUUAAAUACCCGUUUAUUGAACUCUGUUCUCUGAUCAGUUGGACUGUUUAUAUCCAUGUCCAGCAACAGUAAUCAGUUACAGUAAAGCUUGUUAACAAAUAAUUUGUUCUUUAAUUAUGAGUCUCUUAUUUAAUCAACACUGUGAAGAAUUGUUGUCGUUGUUCAGUUGCACAGUCGAGUCUGACUCUUCACGACCCCAUGGACCACAUCACG